Molecule: messenger RNA, 4416 nt
Organism: Exophiala xenobiotica
Lineage: Eukaryota; Fungi; Ascomycota; Eurotiomycetes; Chaetothyriales; Herpotrichiellaceae
Exons: 2
Coding region: 632-4111 (1159 amino acids)
Biological process (GO): phosphorelay signal transduction system; protein autophosphorylation
Cellular component (GO): membrane
Molecular function (GO): histidine phosphotransfer kinase activity; phosphorelay sensor kinase activity
Source: RefSeq, a predicted model, not a curated record
CCUGAUUGAACAACUCGUGGCUUUUGGAAGGCAUGGAAUGCCGGAAUUAUUACUGAGCAUCUCAAUAAUCGACCAACCCCUUGGGAUAGACCCUUUCGCUCGUUGUACUUGGGACAAGGACUUGCGAAGCCUCUUGUCGACGUUACUUGCCCUUUACCCACCCCCGUGUCUUUCCUCUCCCUCGCACAGCAAACCCACUCUUAGGCUUGUCCUCUCCUCUCCAUCCCUACCGAUCGUCACGUUUUCUUACCUUCCCUGUCCACCUCUCAACGCUCCUCAGGAUAACCACAGGCCUCGACCGUCAACGAACCCAAAAUUCUCCUGUGAGCAGGCCAUUGGUCGCUUUUACCGAUUCCCAGCUACGGUGUCGCUUAUCCGUACUUCAUCGCCAGGAACGCUGCCACCAGAAUCCUCACGAGCAGCGAGUCUCUCGGUACUCGCAACCAUUUCCAGUCCUUCCGCCGCCGGCUAAAGACGUCUGGUUGAUUCUCUGGCGCUCCCUUCCUUUUCCGACCGAUUUUGGAGCACAACCAACGUGCGUUGGCUGAGGGACUGAUGGCGAAAGAGAAAGGAGACGUUUGAGAAGCGGACAUGAGAUGAAAAGAACAAAGGCCUUGGUCAUACCGCAACCAUGCGGAUUUCAAUACGAGAGCAACUUGGAUUGCUCGUCCUUUUCUGCUGUCUGUCCUCGCUCAUGGUCCUUGCGCUGGCUGUCUGGUUCCAAAACUACAAUUUCAUCAAGAACAUCAGGCUGUCCGGGCUGUCGUUGACGGCUUCACUCAAAGCGGCCCAGAUAUCCAGCGCACUCCUCUUAUACGAAUCGCAGGUCACUUCUGUGUCCACAAGAGUUCUCAUACAGAGCGCGCUCGGGAGGUACUAUGCAGGGAACACUAGUGCUGAUAACUGGGUACGCUCCCAGACCGACCUGCAGGGAGCUCUUGCGGAUGGCUCUCUUUUGGUACAGGCCGCGAUAUUCCCCAACGCCUACGAUGGCAAUCAGACCGCCGUCAAUGGUUUGGUCAAUGUCACGGCCGAGGACUUGCCUCCCGUCAAGUUGCCAUAUACAUACCCCAAUGGCUCCGACAUCUAUCUGGGCGAUCCAGACGAAGGGUACCCUCCUAUGUUAUAUCCGAACCUGACCUACGGCGCCACAAUUCCCGGCACCAACUACUCCAAUGUUUCAUACGAAGGACAAACCAUUGAGCCAGGGAAACCUUUGUUCAUAGGUCCAAUGGCCUUCAACGAGUCGUAUUCCCUGUUGUCCGUCACAGUCGCCAUGAUCAACAAUACGUCUCGCUCCGAUGUUCUCGGCUGGCUGACAGUGCUCGUCAAUUGCGAUAUGCUUUACAAUGUUCAAAAUUCACCAGAGGGACUGGGCUCGACAGGCGAGACGCUUCUCGUUGGUCCAGCUACCAGUUUUAACCACUUCGAAACGGAAAUUCGCGGCUCGAACUCUGGACAAGACGACGACCGGCCCGUCCGAUACGUUUUCCCGCCCAAAAGCAAUGCUACCCUUCAAAACCGCCACCAGGCUAGAGCGAGCAUUGCCAAUGCCACCAUACCCUUUCCUAUGUCAUCAUACCCAGCAGUUCUAGCAGCAUGGACAAGGAAGAGUGAUGCCAUUAAUAAUGCCGGUGCCUUCAUCUCAACCAACAACGAGGAGGGCACUAGAGUUUCAGCUGGAUAUGCCACCAUUUCUAAUAGUCUGGUCGACUGGGUCCUGAUCGUGGAGCAGUCUCACAAAGAAGUUAUUGCGCCUAUCAACCACCUACGCGACGUCGUCCUCAUUUGCGUGUUUUCUGUCACGGGACUUCUGCUCGUGGUCGUGUUUCCCCUUGCGCACUACUCUAUUACUCCGAUUCGGCAGCUGUAUAUUGCCACCGCAAAGACAGUCGAACCUUAUCAGCCGGAUGAUUCAAGCGAGUAUUCCAGUUCCACUGGAGCUCAGCCCACCACGGAAGUCGAAGAGGUGGAUGGCACGGUUGAUGACACUCUGGCUCGAAAAGAGGGCUUCUUCGGUGCUUUGACUAAGAUUACGAAGCCCAAGCAGUUUUCACGGUCCUCGACUCCCAGGACGCGACGCAGGACUUUCAGAAUCCCCCGCAAGGUGCCCGAGCGCCGACAUUGUGUCACCGAUGAGCUUACCGAGUUGACACGGACCUUCAACGAAAUGUCUGAUGAGUUGGCAAUGCAGUACGAGCGCCUGGAAGAACGCGUGAAGCAGCGCACGGCGGAGCUGGAGAAGAGCAAGAAAGCUGCAGAAGCCGCGAAUGAAAGCAAGACAUUGUUCAUUGCUAACAUUUCCCACGAGCUCAAAACGCCACUGAAUGGUAUACUGGGGCUCACCACGGUCUGCAUGAACGAGGACGAUCUCGGGCGAAUACGUUCCACCCUAAACACCAUCUACAAAUCUGGGGACUUGCUGCUGCACCUCCUCACCGAUCUGCUCACAUUCAGCAAAAAUGAGGUCGGACAACAACUGUCCAUCGAUGAAGCGGAGUUCAGGCUUAGCGACUUGAGCACUCAGCUGCUCCCGACAUUUGAGAAGCAAGCCCGAGAAGCCCAGGUCGAUCUGAAGGUGCUGUUCCUAGGCACAAACGAUGCAUUUGGCGACUCGUCGGACUUCGCUGGCGACAAGCUCUAUGGCCCAGGUGGUACAGGCCGUGUUCGUGAUAUGUGCCUAUGGGGGGACAAAAAUCGGAUUUUGCAAGUGUUGAUGAACUUUGUCAGCAACAGCUUGAAAUUUACGCCACCACAUGGGUCCGUCACUGUGCGUGUACGCUGCAUCGGCAUAGUUGAUAACGACCUUAGCAGAGCAGGCAGUGCUCGAAAGUCGUCUCUCGCUUCCCGAAAAUCCAAGACGUCCAGCACCAAAAGAGUUCGAAUGUCGGACAGUUCCCUCGCACCCGCAGAGACUGCGGACCACGAAAGGACUCACCAUACCAACAGCAACUCAAACGAAGAGUCCAAACUCAGCAUAAAUGUCGCUGGUGGUACUACUCAAAUCCACAAGGUCGUUGAACGGCAGAGGUCUAUGUCGCCUCCUCCGAUCAAUACAAAAGACCUCGGUUUCGAAUUUGAAGUGGAAGACACAGGUCCUGGUAUCCCACCUGAUCAACAGAAGAAGAUUUUUGAGCCGUUCGUCCAGGGUGAUCUGGGAUUAAGCAAGAAAUAUGGUGGCACAGGGCUUGGAUUGAGUAUUUGUGCUCAAUUAGCGGCACUCAUGGGCGGUGACAUCUCACUGGACAGCACGGUCGGAGUCGGCAGUAAAUUCACAAUGCGGAUACCUCUCCGGUAUGUGUCUGAAAGGACACCGUCAAUGUCAUCGUCAACGCACAGGUCCCACUCGAAAGCGAGCAGCCUCGUAGGGCAAACGUUGCACGACACUGGUGACACGCCGCAACACCACAACGGGUCCACGACCUCUCUCAGCUCGACACGGGAGAAUUCCCUCGCCGAUGUGCCGAGAAUUGUGGGAUUCACACAACCCUACGUGGCGAAAGAAAGCAAGAAGAAAGAGUCACAGGAGGCUAAACUCAAUGAAAUGAAGAAGGUCGAAAACGAAGCUGUGCAGAAGGGGCGCAAAGUCCGUGUGCUGGUGGCGGAAGACAACAAAGUCAAUCAGGAGGUAGUUCUCCGAAUGUUGCGUUUGGAGGACGUAUAUGACGUUACUAUUGCCAAGGAUGGGCAAGAAGCGUUCGACAAAGUCCGGGAAUCCAUGCACGGCGGCGCACGUUUCGAUCUUGUGUUCAUGGAUGUUCAGAUGCCCAACCUCGACGGCAUUCAAUCCACCAAACUGAUCCGAGAGAUGGGCUUCUCAGCGCCCAUCGUGGCGUUGACAGCAUUUGCAGAGAAGUCGAAUGAAGACGAAUGCAUGGCGUCGGGAAUGGACUAUUUCCUGGCCAAACCCAUCCGAAGACCGGCACUGAAACAAGUCUUGAAAAAAUAUUGUGCAACUAUACCGGAGGAGGAGAACGAGGGCAGCACGACUGCAGUGCCUCGCUCAGACACGUCAGAAGAAGACGCCAACGGGCUUCUUGCGUCGUCGCCGAAAGCGAGACAUCCGAAUGUGCCGGUUAUCGAUCCGGAUGAUGUCUCUCCUUUGUCGUGAUCAUGGGGGACAAAAGUGUGUGGGUGAGUUCGGCAUCAAAAGGGAUUCAAGAGAGGCUUUCUCAAAAAUGGCAUGUAAUGAUUGGCUUGGCCUAGCUGUGACCAGGCGAUGGGCGUACGGACAAAAACGGUUGAAAUAUGGGGGAUAGCUGAAAACAGCGCGCAUAUGAAGGCAGCGAUGGCGCGAGGCGUAAUGAGUGGUUGCUGGAAAUGGCUGCCGCGGUGUACUAUGAUAUAGUGUAUCAGUCCGCAAGAAAGACAGGACUCUUGUGACGAAUUCCAAAAGAAGCCAUUCCAUGCACCUGG